UGUUGGCAGGUCUUGGAACAAGAUCGCACAUGUCGUGGUGUUGGACACCGCUGUUGAAUGCAAUCUUGUGCUCAAAAUUAUGUUAUUGUUUGUUCAAUUGUUAAAGAGUGUGACUUACGGGUUUGAGUGUGGAUAAUAUAGUGUGUGUUAUCCGUGUGAUUGUUCAGUCGCGGGAACUUGACUGUUAUUAAGUUAGUGCGCAAGUGCAGGAAAUGGCUAUGGUGCUAACUCCAAUUUUAAAAAAUACUGUGUCAGGUAAUUUGAAAGAGAUUUCUGGUGGUGCAAGGGUGAAAUUCAACCUUCCUGAUGACCAGGAAAGUAUAAUUACCUACCUGAAGGAACCUGGUGAUGAAUCAUAUUCUGAGAAAUUAAAUUCUGUGAUUAAAACAAUUUCAUCACCUAAUACAGAUAAUACGCUUCUUCUGAAAUGGAUUAAAGAGUUUAAGGACAGUAUUCUAUUUCUUAGCAGAGAAAAUAAUCGCAUCAUUUCUGCUUUGUUGAAUUUAAGUUGGUACCUCAAAGAUGACUCUUUCAUUGUAUUAUAUGAAGAGUUCAUUCAGAAUUUAGUGACCGCACAUGCUUCGUAUGUUGGAGAAGUUUUAUUCAUGAUUGUUAAGAUAUUUUAUACAGUUUCUGAUGUUAAUAAUGAAGACAUCACUGAAAGUGAAAUGAAAAUGUAUCAAAAUUCUCACAAACUUUUAAAGCUUGUGAUUAAGCUUGUACCACUGUCAAUACAUGCAUUAUGUCCUUUGCUUACUAAAAAGUUUCCAUAUGUGAAAACUUCCACUCAUAUUUUGCAUUGCUAUAUUGUGAAUCUUUUGAAUAUAUGUACAUAUUUACCCUCUAAGAGACCUGAGAUCUUGAAAUGUAUAUUUGAACAUUUAAUUAAUGUUGAUGUAAAUUGUUCAAGAGAAAAUAUAGAAUUAUAUGAAUUUGAAAGAGAACAGGAAAAUAUUGCAUUUAUUGAGCAGGGAACUAUGCAAGAGUCGGAUGUUCAGAAAGACACUUCUAUGGCUUUUCCUUUGGCUCGUACUUUAGACUUAGCUAUGAAUUCUAUGCUCACAUUUAUUCAUAAAACUUGUUAUCCUGAAGGUGAAGAAUUAGACUGGGAUGCUACUAAAAAACUUUAUAAAGAACUUUUGGCAGUUUUUGAAAAAAUUAUUCUUCCAACUCAUGGAAGUUGUCAUUUGCAGUAUGUCAUGUUUUACAUUUGCAGUUUUAAGCAAGACCUCUGUGAUGGUUUCUUGGAUUAUUUAUGGAAGAAGGUUCAAAAUCCUAGCAUAGGUCCAGUGCAUAGGCAGAUAUGUGCGUUUUAUAUUGGCUCUUUGCUAGCUAGAGCUAAAUAUAUAAAUAUCAGCACUGUUACUGCCUGUUUUGAUUUAAUGUGUAAUUGGCUCCAUCGGUAUAUUGAUGUUCAUACAACACAAGAUCUAGUUGUCCAUGGAACUUUUCAUAGCAUUUGCCAGACUGUAUUUUAUGUAUUUGCAUUUCGAAGUAAAGAGUUACUAGAGUUAAAAAAUGGUCAUAAAUAUAUGCAGAGUCUUAAUUUUGAUCGAAUAGUUACUUCUCGUCUGAACCCAUUACGUUUCUGUGAUAGCACUAUUGUACAGAACUUUGCUAAUGUUUCCAGAAAUUAUCAGAUAGCUUAUGUUUAUCCUGUUAUUGAAAGAAACAAUCGUAAUUUAUUAUAUUCGUGUUUUGAACCAAGUGUAAGUUACACUGCUGGAGCUAUGAUACAGACUUUUUUCCCAUUCGAUCCAUACUUAUUGAAAAGAUCUAAGCAUUGGAUUGAACCUCUGUAUAGAAUUUAUAAUCACAGCCAUAAAGAUGAAGAUGCUAUGGACUAUGAAGAUGUUGAAGUUCCUUCAAAUGAUGAUUUAUUUUCAUAUGGUACAUCUCCAGGUUUCAAGAAAUCUAAUUUUUUAAAACACGAUAAAGGAUGAUGUAACAUAGUAUUUAGAUUUAAUUUAUUGUUAAAAUAAAGAAAUUGAAAGAUAUG
Messenger RNA from Stegodyphus dumicola, 1999 nucleotides. It is a transcript of the gene Tif-IA, whose product is annotated as RNA polymerase I-specific transcription initiation factor RRN3 homolog Tif-IA. Gene Ontology annotation, molecular function: RNA polymerase I core binding; RNA polymerase I general transcription initiation factor activity. NCBI's taxonomy places the organism in Eukaryota, Metazoa, Arthropoda, Arachnida, Araneae, Eresidae. Gene Ontology annotation, cellular component: nucleus. Gene Ontology annotation, biological process: transcription initiation at RNA polymerase I promoter. The record is from RefSeq and is a predicted model, not a curated record.